Pseudogymnoascus destructans is the source of this 1218-nucleotide messenger RNA. RefSeq lists its product as uncharacterized. Gene Ontology annotation, molecular function: nucleic acid binding; zinc ion binding. The record is from RefSeq and is a predicted model, not a curated record. Bases 1 to 1218 code for a protein of 405 amino acids. Lineage: Eukaryota; Fungi; Ascomycota; Leotiomycetes; Thelebolales; Thelebolaceae. The transcript has 5 exons.
AUGGUUCUAUGGGAUUCUCUUACGUCGACUACAGUUACCAAGCCUGCCGUGAUUCCAGAGAUCUCACGGACAGCCAGUGGAUCAGGGUUUGAUUCUUCAGAACAAGCUGAGGAAAUUGUGGACAAGAGCGUUGAUAGCUACAAGCUACCGGAAGUCAAGCUCUUUCGUAUCGGACACGAUACACACCCGAGGCAAUAUGUCGAAAAAGCCGACAUCAAACAUACCCCAAGACAAGGACGGUCAACUGUCCAGAAUGACUACCAGACAAACCACUGCUGCAGCUACGACCGCUGGGCCAUCCGAAGACAUCCCGAGUCGAAUGGAGCACAGAUACGGGAGGUCAAGGAUCUACUAGUUAUCCUGUCGUCGAAUCUACGGAGCAACGAACGCCUCGCACACGAAACACCCCCGAGACAGUUCAAUUGCCGCGUCUUCGGAACACUCGUUCUCCCUCAAUUCCAGGGUCGUCACGAAUGCACACCGAGGACCCUCCAAAUCGCUAUAAGAAAUCAACCAUCCUCUGAGAAAACCCUUCCUCUCAGCGAUGGGGUAGAACAUACCUUCUUACAAUGGAGCGCUUCGAUUCGGGAUCGACUCGUAGUCAAUGAUGACCACUACCUUACCGACGUCUCGAGAAGAGUGUUGAUAUGGGGAACUACGACCGGCCUGGCGAAGACCUACCUAGAGCCCCAAUACCUGUCCGCUACGCAUGGGUUCCGCAGUGCUGAGGAGAUGAUGGAUCUACUAGGUUCAUACUACCUCACAGGCAACGAGACAGAACAGGCCAGGAACCUCUUUGACGACCUGCAAAUGGGAGAGAAAGGGCAUGCUGCCGAAACCUUCCCAGAGUUCAAGGCUCGUUUCCAAAGCGCAGCUUCACAGGACAACUGCGUCGUGAUCAUCAAAAACCAAUGGAAUGGAGAAUACCAGACCAUGGUACGAGAACUUACUGCCUUUGAUCAGGAACGGCGCCGGAACAACGAAUUGAACCCGCUACCCGCUCUCGCAAGGACGUCCACACGUACCACAGAUACGGCAAAAUUGUCGGUGCCGACUCGAGCCACACCCGCUCUGUUUACCCGAACCGCGUUCCUCCCCAAGCCAGCCAUACCGGAACGUGUGAGAACCACAGUCCCUGCGCCCUCAGGAAACUGUUUCAAGUGUGGCAAGCCUGGCCAUUUCCAGGACAAAUGCCCCCUUAACGCUACUAUCAAGUAA